UACAGUAAGGUGACGAAUCUAAUCGGUAAACUUUUCUGUUCGCCAUACAGAGAGACAAACAGCUAGUGUGUGUUUACUACGGUGCUCUGCUGCUUCAUCGACAGCAAUUUAAAACAUCCAACAUGCAAAUGAAACUAACGCACUAGUGUAAAAAGAAAAGAUGGAGGACGUGGCCUCCACUCCGGUUCUCGCAGGUCCAUCCCAAGCCACGUUUUCCCAUCCAACUACCUCGGCGCGGCGUAACAGGAAGUCUGGUACAGCUAACAUUUUCCAGGGGGUGAACCUGAAGCAGCUCAGACGUCUGUUCCAUGCAGCGGGUGAACCAGACGCCGAGCAGAAAGCCAGGAUGGUUUGGGGAAACCGGAGACUGGGAAGCAGCGAGGACGGAGUGGACGGGGAGGAGGAAGAAGAGAAUGGAGGGAUGAAGGAGGUGGAAACGGGCCUUGCCCAGGCACUGGUGGGACUAAAGGUCCGAGCUCGGAACAGAAACGGAAUCAGGGAGUCUCACAAGGACACUGCGGGAACAAGAUGGGUCAGGGCGUUUGGUCACCUCAAAAUCAACGAAGGGUCACUAGGAAAACCAUCUGAAGUCACAACCGGAGAUGACGCUGAUGAAAAUGAAGAUGACGCAUCAGCUCUAGGCGCCUGUGGAGGGCAGAGCACAUUUGAGGCCGCAUCAUGUGACCAAGAUGACUUCCGGUCCCCGGAGGAUGAGGGUCAGGGGCCGUCCGGUGGGCCCAGAUGGAGUUGGAAUGCCAUUCAAGAGAAAGACCCAGAACGCUACCUGCACCGGAUCCGACACUGACACUGUUGGCGGGAAGUGGGAUUAUCGCUGACUGCUAAAUGCAUGGAUUUAGAUUACUGCCUGAGAGAAGGUGGUUGUUCUCAGAUUUACUUGAAACUUAAACGCUAAUCGAGCCAUGAACACUACAGCCCUGCGGGGUUUAGAACAAACUUUAACAGCAAAAUCCACGAGUCCUCUACACCUGAGAGUUGUUGUAAAGUGUUGUCUAGUUCUCUAACUACAGGUUUGUGCCAUUUCCUCGUCUUUUGAACGUUAGCACAUUUUCACAUUGCACAAUAGUCGAACACUAUUAUGGAAAUAGUUGAUAGAAAAAUCGGUCAAUUUUUACUCAUCUUCAUGUUACACCAAACCUGUAUGAUACACACUCUUUUGUGUGACACAAAAGAAAAGUUUAGCAGAAGGUUUCGAAAAAAAUGAUGCAAACAAUGAAAGUGAAUCGAGACUUGGGCUAUUGUGUCAUACCAAGUUUAGACUGACUUAAAAUAAUACUACUACUGUUUUUAGCAUGUCUCUAAAAGGGCCUGGUUUCACAGAAAAUGCUUAGCUAAAGCCAGGAUUAGGCCUUAGUUAAAUUAAGACAUUUAAGUCUCUUUUAAAAGCAUGCAUUAGAGACAUUACUGGUGUGUGUUUUUUAAGGGACAUUCCACUUUUUUUGAAAAAUGCUAAUUUUCCAGUUCCCCUAUAUUCGAUAUUUUUCCUAUUUAAAACUUGACUCUUCUGUGUGUACUAAGACGGACAGAAAAUUAAAAGUUGCAAUUUUCUAGGCAGAUAUGGCUAGGAACUAUACUCUCAUUCUGGCAUACUAAUCAAGGACUUUGCUGAUGUAACGUGGCGGCAGCAGGUGUAGUAUACCCUGCUAUUGAAAGUAACCAAGGGGACUAUUUUCCGGCAGUACUUAAUAUCAUUGCGCUUCUUGCAGCCACGUUACAGCAGCAAAGUCACUGAUUAUUACGCCAGUUUGAGGGUAUAGUUCCUAGCCAUAUCUGCCUAGAAAAUCACAACUUUACAUUUUCUGUCGGUCUUAGUACAUGAUAUAACUACAAAGUCAAGUUUUAAAUAGGAAAAAUAUCGAAACUCUUUGGUUAUUUUUUAGCGCAAUGCUAAUGGUCUAAUCAGAUUUAAUGGAUUGUGCUAAGCUAUGCUAAAAGUGCUAGCGCCAGACCCGGAGAUCAGCUGAAUGGAUUCCAAAACGGUAAAAAAUCAAAUGUUGAACUCUGGGGAGCCAGAAAAUGAGCAUAUUUUCCAAAAAAAAAAAAGGGAGUGUCCCUUUGAAACCGGAGGAAAGUGAUAGUUCACCGAAAAUUUUUAAUAAUUUACUCAUCAUUUUGUUCCAAACCUGUAAAAAUGUCUUUGUUUUGAACACAAAUUAAGAUAUUUUGAAAAUGUUUUUUUGGGGCACCAUUCACUUCCAUAGUAUUAUUCUUCCCUAUAGUGCAAGUCAAUGGUGCCCCAGAUCUGCUUGGUUACAAACAUUGCUCAAAAUAUCUUCAGCAGAACAAAGACAUUUAUACAGGCUGGCAAAUAACAUGAGCCAAAUGAUGGCAGAAUUUUCAUUUUUCAGUGAACUGUCCCUUUAAGAUCUACAGUGGAAAGUAAAGUUUAACCCUUUAAUGAUGCUAAAAUAGCCCAUGUUGCCAUUCAGUUUCAUAUUAUUUGUUCUCACUGUUAAAAACUUCCACAGAUACAAACCUUGAAAUUUUCAUUUCUAAGGUAAACUACUUCGAAUCUGAACACAAAAUUAUGACUCUAUGCUUAUCAAAGCUUCCAGAGGCUCAGCCUCCUGUGUUUCAUUUAUAUGAAUGUGUUGGGCAAGAGAGUCUGGGUUUUCUAUUAUUUAAUGAUACAUGCAUGUUAUUUUUAGUGAUGUAUAUUGAGCGAUAUAUACAUUGAAUUUCCUGCUGUAGCGGAGUUCACUCUUGGUCAUUAUAGUGUUGUUUUAUAUACAAAUAGUUUGUGAUAAUAUGUAAAUAAUGCAUUAGAACUGUAAUAUCACCAGUAGCUGAAGUUGUAUAACUGAACUCUAAUCCUUAUUACAGAUUAUUUAACAUUUUCAGAAGCAAUACAGAUUCAAACAUGUAGCUGACAUCUUAAAACAAACUCUUCCCGAUUCAACUGUUGCAUCAGGGUUCAAAAGUACAACUACAUGUGUAACACUACAUGUGUGAGAAUAAGAAUUAUUUUUCUCAUUGUCAAAAGCUGGAACUUCAAAAUAAAAUAAAAGGUUUUUUAAA
Molecule: messenger RNA, 3036 nt
Organism: Paramisgurnus dabryanus
Lineage: Eukaryota; Metazoa; Chordata; Actinopteri; Cypriniformes; Cobitidae
Source: RefSeq, a predicted model, not a curated record